Molecule: messenger RNA, 4181 nt
Organism: Symsagittifera roscoffensis
Lineage: Eukaryota; Metazoa; Xenacoelomorpha; Acoela; Convolutidae
Product: exportin-7-like
Exons: 8
Coding region: 123-3515 (1130 amino acids)
Biological process (GO): protein export from nucleus
Cellular component (GO): cytoplasm; nuclear pore
Molecular function (GO): nuclear export signal receptor activity
Source: RefSeq, a predicted model, not a curated record
AAAAAAAAGAAUUAUGAUGCGAAGAUCUUGGCGUAUGGUUCGCUAAUGCGACGAUGUAAUUUUUGACACAUAUCGUUUGAAAGGUUGACCCUGAUUUUGAUGAUUGAAACCUAAAUUUGAAAAUGGACUCUAAUUCUGCCAGUCAGUUGGCGACUGUUGAAUCGUUCUGCGCAGCUUUUUAUGAGUCGUCAACUGAGCUGGAACGUAGAAAGGCGGAAGAAAUGCUGAAAGAAUUCUUUGAAAAUGAGCAGCACGCCCUCUCACGAUGUCAUAUGGUGAUGGAAAAUUCAGGACUGCAUUAUGCACAGCUGUUAAGCGCAAAUGCGUUGGCUAAGCUGGUCAGCAGACCAACAAACCAAUUACCUUUAGAUCAAAGAAUAUGGUUACGCAAUUUCGUCCUUAGCAACACCUACACUAGAUGUAAAAUGCCAGUUUGGGUAACCAAAUCAUACACCCAAUUAUUUGCAAAAUUAACCAAAUUUAAUUGGAAUGAGCAGCAAAACGACAAGUUUGUAUUUAGAAAUGUAAUUGACGAUGUGAAAAUGUUUAUAAGCGGAGAUUUGACGCAAUGUGUUUUGGGAAUUGAAAUUUUGACAUCGCUAGUCGAAGAGAUGAAUCAUUAUGAACCUUCACGAAGGCUUAACGAGCACAGAAAAAUAACAAAUUCCUUCCGAGAUACUUGUUUGAUGGAGAUUUUCACCCUUUCACGGGAUUUUUUGAGAGAAGCUGUUGAGGGGGGAUUAAACCCAAGUGAUGACCAACAGUGUCAAUUGAUGGAGAAGUUAGUAAAAUUGAGCUAUAGCUGCUUGUCUUUCGAUUUCACGGGAAACUCUCUUGAUGACGCUACAGACGAAAUGUGCACAGUGCAAAUUCCUGGAUCUUGGAGGGAACUGUUUGUUAAUUUCAAAACAAUGAAUUUGUUUCUUGAACUCUAUCAAAGACUGCCAGCAAAAAAUUGUGCUACAGUGGUUGCCUGUCUUGCCCAAAUGGCAGCCAUUCGAAGAUCUCUCUUUACAAAUAAUGAGCGCACCGAGUACUUUCACAAUUUACUGGGAGGUGUAAAAACCAUGCUAGAAAAUAUCAACCACCUUUCAGAUUCCGAUACGUAUCACGAAUUCUGUAAAUUACUUGCCAGACUUCGUGCUAUUUAUCAAUUAACUGAGUUCGUUAAAGCACCUUGCUGGUCUGAUUUCAUCCGUCUGUUGGCACAGUUCACUGUGAAUAGUUUACAAUACGUUGAAUGCCCUACGAAUAGCUUGCACUAUGUAUUGAGUACAUGGCACAAACUAGUGGCUUCAGUUCCCUACAUGAGGUCUAACGAGCCUCACCAUCUUGAUAAAUAUGCCCCUGAAGUGGCCGUGGCCUAUAUAACGACAAGACUAGAUCAAGUGCCUAUGAUGAUGGGAGACAACUUUGGCGGAAGUGCUUUGAGUGACCAGAGCAGUUUGCAGCAGCAAUUGGAGCAGAUUGCCAUUGUGGCCAGAUGCUCCUACAAGAAGGUAGCUGAUGUAAUCAUUGGGCUGUACGGACAAACCAGCGAGGCUUACAGUCAGUGUCCCGACCUGAGCAGUCUUCGAAUAGUUCAGUACAAACUUUGCUGGUUGGUUCAUAUCAUCGGAGCGGUUGUGGGUGCACGGGUAUCUUCAAAUACCCAGGAGGACAGCGAGGCCUCGGAUGCGGAACUGGUGUCAAGUGUACUGAUGUUAGUCCGACAUCUGGAUUCGCAGCCAGGAGAGAAAAUGCUCGACCAGCUGGAACUGGCUAUCAUGUUUUUUCUGGACAAUUUCAGAAGGGUGUACAUCGGCGAGCAGAUGCAAAAAGUGUCGCAUGUGUACCACGCGCUCUCGGAGGUACUCGGAUUGAAAGACGAGGCAAUGCUCCUGGAACUAAUUGUGAACAAACUGCUGAGCAACCUUAAACUGUGGGCGGGCAACAGUCGAAUUCUAUCCCAGACGCUUCAACUGUUGAGUGAUCUUUCGUUGACCUAUAGUGGCUUGAGGAAGUUAUCGAAACUAGAACCGGUUCAGAAUUUGUUGCGACAUCAUUCGAGCGACGCGCUGCCUUUUUUGAGUUUGGAAAACCAAGUGAUGCAAGAGCAAGACUUGAAAUACAGAACCAAUUUCUAUACUUCUCUCACUAGACUUUUACUAGUUGAUUUAGGAGAUGACGAUGACAGAUUCGUUGAGUUCCUUUCUCCCCUCACUGUAGCUCUGGACUCCUUAGGCCAGCAAAUGCUGAGUACAAAUGGAGCAGUGCCCCCCUCGCCCAUUUGGAGAAGGGUUUUCAUAGGAGUUUGCAGGGACUUGAGGGGGAUUGUAUUUGCUCUCAAUACCAAGAACUACUUCAACAUGUUCUUCGAGUGGUUUUAUCCGAGGUAUUGCGCUUUGUUCCAUAAGGCAAUAGAACUGUGGCACAACGAGCCAACAGUUAGCAGCCCAGUUUUGAAACUCUACUGCGAGUUGGUCCAGAACAGAUUCCAGCGCCUCUUGUUCGAGACCUCCCCUUUGGGAAUCCUGCUUUUCAGAGAGUGCAGUGAACUCCUGGUGAAGUACGGAGAGAGGUUGUUGUCCACAGAGGCGCAGAUUCCGAAAGACAAGGAGUAUCAGCUGAAGUUGAAGGGAAUAGCCACUUCUUUUCACAUACUGAAAAACGCUCUCUCAGGUGGAUUUAUCAACUUCGCCAUCUUUGGACUCUAUGGAGACAAGGCUCUGCAGAACAGUCUAGACAUGUUUGUCAGUAUGCUGCUCUCAAUGUCCAACCCCCACUCAUGCUCAGCUGCCGGGGGAGGAGGGGGAGGGACUGUGUCAGUGCCAGGACAGUUUAUGUUCCUUCAGUAUCCAAAGUUGUCUGUGGCAUACUACAACUUGCUGGAGGUGCUCACAGGCGACCACGUGCACUUUGUUGCGAGUGUUGACCUUGAGGUGUUGGUGUUGAUCAUGCAGACUAUAGCAGAGGGUCUAGUGUCUGUGGACUGUACCAUCAGCACCUCCUGCUGUUGCUCACUAGAUCAACUCAUCUCAUUCCUAUUCCGCAAACUCAGUCGCACCAAGAAGAGAGCAGCCAACCAGUCUCUGCAGAUGAACUUGAACAAUAGUCUGGAACCCCCUGUGGCAACUCACUUUUUACAGGUAACAGAUACUCACGGAGAGCUAUUUGACCAGAUGCUUUGCAACAUGCUAAACACUGUCCUAUACGAGGACCUGCGAAACCAGUGGUCUCUAUCCAGACCUCUUCUCGGUCUAAUCCUUCUUCGGGUUUCCACUUUCGAGAGAUUCCGGAUGGAACAGAUCCAGUCUUACAGCAGCGACCAGAAACGAGCUUCAGGAGUUCAAGCAGCCUUUUCCAGUUUAAUGGAAGGAGUUGAAAACAAUCUGUCGAAUAAAAAUAAAGACAAGUUUACUCAGAAUGUGGCAGUGUUUAGAAGAGAUAUCGGCGAAGCGUUGAGGACAACCCAGAAUCAAAGUCAGGGUGAAAGUGUUUCUGUGACUCACAGCGCGGGUGAUGACAUGAUAUGAAAAUGCCGAAUAAUUUUUAGACCGAGGCGCUUGUUUGCUUGAAUGAUAAACUGAACUGAAUGAAUUUAAACUGGAUGCCACGUUUUUGGCAAUUUGAGAUUCUGUGAAGUCCAUUUGCUUUCGAAGGAAUUUGAAGUUGUUGAUAUAACUGGAAAGCGUGAUUCAACGGAUAAAUUAACAUCAUUGAGGCAAUCGAACAAAAAUUUUUGCGGAUUUGAUAUCGGCAUACUACAGAAAGAGUUGGAUUGAAUUGUUGCCGUACCCUCCUCGCUUUGUGGUGCUAUUUUGAUACGUGAUAGCGAGGUUUUCUGCUUUUUAGUCUCUUCGGCAACAGCAUCUUGGUGUGAAUUAAUUGCAAACUGAUAGCUGAAAUUUAUUGCUUCUUCAUCUUCUGAAGAUUUCAAACAAUCAGGCUUUAAAGAAUAAGCUCUGGCAAUAAUGUACUGAGUAAUUUGAAAUGAGCCAAUAAUUUGCCAGAUGAAAUCGGUGUUAAACAGAAGCAAUAAAUUGGGCAAAUGUCAGAAUACUGUUAGUUCAUAUCAAUUGAGUUGAAUUAUUGGUCCAGUUCUCAAAUUGUGUGGUCAAUUGAUUGUUUGAUUUUUUCAAGCUUAUUAUUAUUUCUUCAAGCGAAUUUCGUAUUUAAUUUACUCACUAUACUUGGCAAUA